AUGGGACGAUUUGUUGAAAUUGGGCGAAUGGAGGUUCUAGAAAAGGGGAAGCUCAGCUUGGUCAUCUUUCGACAAACUGCUACAUUCGCUUCUUUCGAUCUGGAGGUAACAUGUAACUUGGGGCCAAAGGUCAUUGGCGACGUGUUGGCCUUAUUCGACCCCUACCACACAGCGUACUAUGUCUCAGAAAUUGACAAAGCUCUCAUGACUCUUGGCAAAGGUGCCCAUAUUAGGAAAAUUGUUGUCGGGUAUGAACGGAGGAGUAGCACUGGACUCAAGGUCCGAUUUAGUCCUUUCAGAUCGAAAUUUGAUCCAAAUGUAGUUUAUCUGUUAGUUGGCUGUCUGGGAGGUCUGAGACUGGAAAUUGAAACAAGAACACGGAAGCUUUUCUCAGCCAGCUUCGACCUUCAAGGCGUCAGUACUCAAAUCGUCCAGGGUGAUGAUGUUGCAUCGUUAGCGGAUGUCAAAUCGGCAGUCAGCAGUACUGAUCUACCAAUCAAGGUUGUCAUACAAGGAGCUUUAACACUUCAUGAUAGACUUUUCAGUUCCAUGACCCUUGAUCAAUUCGGGUCCACAGAACGCCCUCGAGUAAUUGGCACUCUAAAUCUUCACGAGGCCCUGAAAAUUCACCGUUGGACUUCUUUCAAAUGUGGAGUACAUGGACAACAAAGCUUGGGAUUGCCUGCUACUUCCUUAUCGCUUAGCCAAGUUCUUGGGAUCGGAAUCGUCAGUUAUAUGCCCGAAUACCAGCAAGCUAUGAUACGUAAGGGCUUUUAUGGUAACGAAGAGGAUGAUUUCUUGCAAUAUUGCGAUGCUGGAAUUGGUCCUGCGUCGCAAACAACAGCGUACGAAUUUGAUCCCCUAGCUCAAGGACAUCUUCUUGUGGGAAUCAAACCUGCAGGGCUACAAGAAAUCAAUUGA
This is a messenger RNA of Botrytis byssoidea, 921 nucleotides long. RefSeq lists its product as uncharacterized. Gene Ontology annotation, biological process: secondary metabolite biosynthetic process; fatty acid biosynthetic process. Bases 1 to 921 code for a protein of 306 amino acids. Lineage: Eukaryota; Fungi; Ascomycota; Leotiomycetes; Helotiales; Sclerotiniaceae. The transcript has 7 exons. The record is from RefSeq and is a predicted model, not a curated record. Gene Ontology annotation, molecular function: fatty acid synthase activity.